Molecule: messenger RNA, 186 nt
Organism: Clunio marinus
Lineage: Eukaryota; Metazoa; Arthropoda; Insecta; Diptera; Chironomidae
Source: the annotation of a GenBank genome assembly
AUGUUGAGGGAGAGUUUAGAUCUGAAACCUUUUCCUUCUUCUCAUUAUAUGUUAAGUGAAUGGAAACGAUCUGAUGACUUUAUCAGUAUCAUACAAAAUUUAGUUCACACGAAUAUUUUACGCAGGGAAUAUUUGGGAUCAUUACCCAAAACACAAUUAAAUUAUCCCAAUAAUGAAGCUAAUUAA